AUGGUCAAGGCUGUUGUUCUCGGAGCCUCUGGCGGCAUUGGCCAGCCUCUCUCACUUCUGCUGAAGGCCUCCCCUUUGGUGGAUGAGCUUGCCCUGUAUGAUGUGGUCAACACCCCUGGUGUGACGGCGGAUUUGUCUCACAUUUCCUCAGUGGCCAAAAUCACCGGCUACCUCCCUAAGGAUGAUGGCUUGAAACACGCCUUGACCGGCGCCGAUAUUGUCGUCAUUCCCGCCGGCAUUCCUCGCAAGCCCGGAAUGACCCGUGAUGACCUGUUCAAGAUCAAUGCCGGAAUUGUCCGUGACCUGGUCAAGGGAAUUGCCGAGUUCUGCCCCAAUGCCUUCACCCUGGUCAUCUCCAAUCCGGUUAACUCCACCGUUCCUAUCGCCGCCGAGGUACUCAAGGCGGCCGGUGUUUUCAACCCCCAGCGCCUCUUUGGUGUGACCACCCUCGACGUUGUCCGUGCCGAGACCUUCACCCAGGAGUUCUCUGGUCUCCAGGACCCCUCCAAGGCGACCGUCCCUGUAAUUGGCGGUCACUCCGGUGGCACCAUCGUCCCCCUGUUCAGCAAGGUCUCGCCCAAGUUUGAGAUCCCCGCUGACCGUUAUGAUGCCCUCGUUAACCGCGUUCAAUUUGGUGGCGAUGAGGUUGUCAAGGCCAAGGACGGUGCUGGUUCCGCUACCCUGUCUAUGGCAUUUGCCGGUUUCCGAUUCGCCGAGGCAGUGAUCAAGGCCGCCAAGGGUGAGAAGGGCGUUGUGGAGCCUACUUUUGUCUACCUGCCCGGUGUCCCCGGUGGCGAGGAGAUUGCCAAGGCAACCGGUGUCGACUUUUUCUCUACCCCCGUGGAGCUUGGUCCCAACGGCGCUGAGAAGGCCACCAGCCUCUUGGGUGGUCUGACCGAGAAGGAGCAGACGCUCCUCGAGGCUUGCAUCAAAGACCUGAAGGCCAACAUUGAAAAGGGCGUUGAGUUUGUCAAGAGCCCCCCGCCAAAGUAA
Messenger RNA from Penicillium macrosclerotiorum, 993 nucleotides. RefSeq names its product malate dehydrogenase. The transcript is spliced from 8 exons. Gene Ontology annotation, cellular component: cytoplasm. Gene Ontology annotation, molecular function: L-malate dehydrogenase (NAD+) activity. Bases 1 to 993 code for a protein of 330 amino acids. NCBI's taxonomy places the organism in Eukaryota, Fungi, Ascomycota, Eurotiomycetes, Eurotiales, Aspergillaceae. Gene Ontology annotation, biological process: tricarboxylic acid cycle; carboxylic acid metabolic process. The record is from RefSeq and is a predicted model, not a curated record.